Messenger RNA from Pyricularia pennisetigena, 1971 nucleotides. RefSeq lists its product as uncharacterized. The record is from RefSeq and is a predicted model, not a curated record. Lineage: Eukaryota; Fungi; Ascomycota; Sordariomycetes; Magnaporthales; Pyriculariaceae. Gene Ontology annotation, cellular component: mitochondrion; cytosol. Gene Ontology annotation, molecular function: ATP binding; RNA binding; tyrosine-tRNA ligase activity. Bases 1 to 1971 code for a protein of 656 amino acids. The transcript is spliced from 2 exons. Gene Ontology annotation, biological process: tyrosyl-tRNA aminoacylation.
AUGCUUUCAUCAUCUUUCAUAAAGCUCCGCGGGCCGGCGCGACAUCAGAUCUGCAGAAGAUGCUUAGCUCCGCAAACAUUAGCGAAUUUCUCGACCAGCCGCGUACUCCGAGCGACGGAGGAAACCAAGGAAACUUCACCUCGCUCACAAAUCGUACUGAAACCUAUUGGGAAAACCGAGUCAAUAAAACUCUAUGCCAAAAAGAAGGCUGCCGCUACUGCUUGGGCUGAACGGGCGGACAGGAUACAAGAUGGUAAAGAACCGUGUUUGUGGGACGUUUUUGAAGAGCGUGGGCUUGUAAAGGAUGUUGCUGGAUCCCGAGAAGCCAUACGUGAGUUGAUGCGGCUGAAAAGGAUAGGAGCCUACGUUGGUAUUGACCCUACUGCCGCCUCCCUUCAUCUCGGCCACUUGGUGCCGCUGAUGCCGUUGUUCUGGAUGUACAUGAACGGCUACACAAGCAUCACCCUGCUCGGCAGUGCUACCGCCAAGGUGGGCGACCCUUCAGGGCGCUUGACCGACCGGGAAAAGCAGCACCGCGAGGUAUUCAACAAGAACAUGGUCUCGAUGCACUACCAACUGAAGAAACUCUGGACCAAUGUCGACGCUAUGGCCAGGCGGUACGGGUACAAGCAAGAGUGGGCGUGGACGCGCGGUCAAAGAAACAACAACGAAUGGUGGAACAAACAACCACUCCUCGAAUUCCUCCAACUGCUGGGCUCGAACGUGAGAGUUGGUCCAAUGCUCAGCAGAGACACGGUCAAGCGGAAGCUGACCGAGGGAGACGGACUCUCCUUUGCUGAGCUCACUUAUACCCUGAUGCAAGGAUGGGACUGGUGGGUUCUGUACAAACAGCUUGGGGUACAGAUGCAAAUAGGGGGCUCUGAUCAGUUCGGGAACAUCGUGCAGGGUGUCGAGGUGGUCAAGACAGUGCGGCCACAACAGCCCAUCCCUGGAGUCGAUCCAUCGUCGCCUCUCGAGGACAUUGUUGGCUUCACAACCCCACUACUCACAAAUUCGUCUGGCGACAAGAUCGGAAAAUCAAGCGGCGGAGGCAACCUCUGGCUCAGCAACAUCAAGACUAGCCCGUACGACUUGUACGGCUACUUUGUCCGUCAACCAGAUGAGGAUAUGGAGCGCAUGCUCAAGUUAUUCACUUUUAUCCCAACCAAAGAAAUUAGCGAGAUUCUCGCAGAGCACGAAACAGACAAACCCAAGAGGGUGGCUCAGCACAGGCUGGCCUUUGAGGUGAUUGCUCUGGUGCACGGCAUGGAUGUUGCCGAGAGCACCCAGGUUGAGCACAAGGCCAUGCACGGCAAGGGCUCAGUCCAGACUCUGUUUACGCAUGACACGAAGGAACAGGUGCUGCUCAACUCGGCGCCCGAGGCCCACAAGAAGCUGCCAAUGAAGCUGAUCGAGAAGGGCAAUAUCGCGCGCAUCCUCUUCGCUGCGGGGCUGGCCAAGAGCGUGAGUGAUGGCCAUCGUCUCGCAACGCAGCAGGCCGUGUACGUUGGAGGCCGGGAGGGCCCAACCAAGGAAAUGAGCGCCAACCUCUCUUUCGUCCCCGUUAAGAUUUGGUUCCCUGAGGACACCAAGAACUACCUGAUCAACAACAACUUGUUGAUCCUUCGCAAGGGCAAGCACGAUAUCCGGAUUAUCGAGUUCGUUAGCGACGAGGAGUACGAAGCUCUGGGCGAGACAUACCCCGGACAGCCUGGCACUGGUAAAGUGCGCAAUAUGCGGGCGAUUGCAAAGCUUCGACAGUCCAUGGUCGAAGACGUUGGUGCUGACGGCGCAGAUGCCACGGCCACGCCGUCAGACUCGAAAUUACAAGCUUUGAGGAAGCAGCUUGAGUUUUUCCAGGCGAACUUUGACCCAAAUGUGCACAACCCGAAAUCACACCCCGAAAAGAUUAGGGCGAAGAUACAACGACUAGAGCAGCAACAGAAGCUGUUUGAUCAAGAGGGAAAUUAG